Messenger RNA from Trichoplusia ni (cabbage looper), 8703 nucleotides. It is a transcript of the gene Gogat, whose product is annotated as glutamate synthase [NADH], amyloplastic. Lineage: Eukaryota; Metazoa; Arthropoda; Insecta; Lepidoptera; Noctuidae. The coding region runs from base 222 to 6371 and encodes 2049 amino acids. The record is from RefSeq and is a predicted model, not a curated record. Gene Ontology annotation, molecular function: glutamate synthase (NADH) activity; flavin adenine dinucleotide binding; FMN binding. The transcript has 42 exons.
AAUUUAGUUCAGUCAAUCAGUUCGUCGCGUUCUGCCGGUUGCCGCAGUCGUCUGUAGAGCGGUCACUGCGCCGUACCGGUAUAAUUCAGUGUACUAUUUGAUUAAACUCUCAGUUCAGCACAACUGUUGUUAUUUGAUAACAAUUUUGUGUGAAAGUGAGAACCUAAGGUUGUGUUGUAGGCGAGAAAAGUUCAUUCAAUUUCCCGAACGUACUUUGAGGUAUGGAGUGGGAAGGGCCGCCCAAGCAAGGCUUGUACGACCCUCAGAACGAGCACGAAGCUUGCGGCGUUGGUUUUGUUGUUGCUAUCGACGGAAAACGUACUCAUAAAAUCGUCCGAGAUGCCGAAACGCUCGCAAAACGCAUGGAGCACCGCGGCGCGUGCGCAUGCGACAACGACACCGGCGACGGCGCGGGAGUGCUAACCGCUAUACCGCAUCAAUUCUACUGCGCUCAAUUAAGAGACACGCACCAGAUCGACUUGCCGCCGUUCGGGCGCUAUGCCACCGGUAUCUUCUUCCUCGACAAGCUUCACCACCAGGACAUCGAGAAGAAGUUCGGGGAGCUGGCCGAAAGCCUCAACCUGACUGUACUAUGCUGGCGCACUGUACCCACCAAUAACUCCACCAUCGGUCAGGUGGCUCGUAACUCGGAGCCAUUUAUGCGUCAAGUGUUUGUUACCGGAGAUACCGACGAUGAGCAUCUAGCGAGACAGAUAUUUGUGCUCCGCAAGCGAGCGUCUCACGAGCUCGUGGUCCCCGGAGCAAGGUUCUACAUCUGCAGUCUUGCGCUUAAGACUGUCGUGUACAAGGGACUGCUCACUUCUCAGCAGCUAUGGGAAUACUUCAAGGACCUCACGAACCCUGCGUUCACUACGUACCUGGCGCUGGUGCACACCAGGUUCUCAACCAACACCUUCCCCAGUUGGGAAAGAGCCCAUCCUUUGAGAGUGCUUGCUCACAAUGGAGAGAUAAAUACGUUGCGAGGUAACGUCAAUCUCAUGAAGGCUCGCGAGGGUGUCAUGAAAAGCGAAUUAUUCGGAGAGGACCUAAAGAAACUCUACCCAGUAGUGGAGCCAAACCUCUCCGACUCGGGAUCAGCUGACUGCGUCCUAGAGUUCCUCCACCACGCUGGUCAGCGCUCUCUGCCCGAAGCGGUGAUGACCAUGGUGCCUGAAGCCUGGCAGAAUGACGUCACCAUGCCCAAGGAGAAGAGGGACUACUACCAGUGGGCUUCGUCUUGCAUGGAGCCUUGGGAUGGACCCGCGCUUAUAUCGUUCACUGAUGGACGGUACAUUGGUGCCAUUUUGGACCGUAACGGUCUGCGUCCAUCUCGCUUCUACGUGACCAGUGAGAACGUCCUGGUCAUGGCGUCUGAAGUUGGCGUCUAUGAUGUAGACCCUGAGAAGGUCAUUCUGAAGAGUCGUCUGAAACCCGGCCGUAUGUUGCUCGUCGACACUGAGGAGAAGAAAAUGAUUCAGGAUGUGGAGCUGAAGAUGGAUAUCGCUCGCAGCAGGCCGCAUUCUGAAUGGCUAAAGGAUAAGAUAACAAUGGAAGACAUCCACAAGUCCGUGGCGGCUGAGAAUGGAUCCUCUGCCGUGGCCAACGGUACUAACGGCCAUGUCAACGGAAGUACCAUCACAGGGCUUGCUGACAGACGGCUCGGCCUGUUCGGAUACACUAUUGAGUCUAUCCACAUGUUGUUGCUGCCUAUGAUACAGAAUAAGAAAGAACCCCUCGGCAGUAUGGGUAACGAUGCUCCCCUGGCUUGCCUGUCGCUGUUCCAGCCUCUGCCAUACGAAUACUUCAAACAACUUUUCGCGCAAGUUACCAACCCUCCUAUCGAUCCAUUCAGGGAGAAGAUAGUGAUGUCCCUGCUGUGUCCGAUCGGGCCCGCGCCGAACAUCCUGCAGCCGAGCGCGGAGUUCGUGCACCGGCUGUUCCUGCCGCAGCCCAUACUGUCGCUGCCGGACCUGCACGCGCUCAAGCAUACCACGCACCGCGGCUGGAAGACAAAAGUGAUAGACUGCACAUUCGACCACGCUCUGGGCCCGUGCGGGCUGGAGGGCGCGCUGACCCGCAUCGCGGCGGACGCGCACAGUGCGGCGUCGAGCGGCUCGCAGCUGCUGGUGCUGUCGGACCGCGCGGCCGGGCCCAGCAGGGUGCCCGUCAGCACGCUGCUCGCACUCGGCGCCGUUCAUCAUCAUUUGAUUGAGACCCGUCAACGCAUGAAGGUCGGCCUCAUCCUGGAAACUGCUGAGGCAAGAGAGGUUCACCACAUGUGUGUACUGUUAGGUUAUGGCGCCGACGCUAUCUGUCCGUACCUAGCUUUCGAGUUAGCGUUCAACCUCCGCAACGACAAUAUUUUGGACCCCAAUUUAACCGACGACGACAUUUACAAGGCGUACCAGGGAGCCAUCGAGACAGGUCUUGCUAAGGUCAUGGCAAAGAUGGGCAUCAGUACCCUGCAGUCUUACAAGAGCGCACAAAUCUUUGAAGCUGUUGGACUUAGUGAAGAGGUUAUUGAUAAAUGCUUUAAAGGAACGCAGUCUAGGAUUGGUGGCGUCAACUUUGAAAUAUUAUCUAAGGAGAUAUUUGAAAGACACGCGCUCACGUACAGCGAUAUGAAGGAUGCGUUAGUUUUAAGGAACCCUGGUGUGUACCACUGGCGAGCUGGUGGAGAGAAACACAUCAACGAUCCGAUGUCAAUCGCGAACUUACAAGAGGCUGCGCUUAACAAGAGCACGUCUGCAUACGACAAGUAUAGAGAGAGCGCAUUGGAGUCUAUUAGAGCUUGCACGCUUCGCGGUCAGCUGGAGCUGGUGAAGCUGGAUGAGGCCAUCCCGCUAAGCGAGGUCGAACCUGCCGCGGAGAUUGUCAAAAGAUUCGCUACUGGUGCGAUGUCAUUCGGUUCCAUAUCUCUUGAGGCUCAUACUACUCUUGCGAUCGCCAUGAACCGCAUUGGAGGCAAGUCCAAUACCGGCGAGGGAGGAGAAAACGCUGACAGAUAUCUUAACCAGGACCCCGAGUUCAGUCGUCGCUCAGCCAUCAAGCAGGUGGCGUCAGGCCGCUUCGGUGUGACGGCCUCGUACCUCGCGCACGCUGACGACCUGCAGAUCAAGAUGGCGCAGGGAGCCAAGCCCGGCGAGGGUGGGGAACUGCCUGGUUACAAAGUAACAGAAGACAUAGCAAAGACUCGUUGCUCGGUCCCCGGCGUGGGUCUGAUCUCACCGCCGCCUCAUCACGACAUCUACUCCAUCGAAGAUCUUGCCGAGCUGAUCUACGACUUGAAGGCCGCUAACCCUAAGGCUAGGAUAUCCGUCAAACUCGUGUCUGAAGUCGGAGUCGGUGUUGUAGCUUCUGGUGUUGCUAAGGGCAAGGCGGAACACAUCGUGAUCUCGGGCCACGACGGCGGCACGGGCGCCAGCUCGUGGACGGGCAUCAAGAGCGCCGGCCUGCCCUGGGAGCUGGGCGUGGCCGAGACACACCAGGUGCUCGUACUCAACGACCUGCGCUCACGAGUGGUGGUCCAAGCUGACGGUCAGAUCCGAACAGGCUUCGACGUGAUGGUGGCCGCGCUGCUCGGCGCGGACGAGUUCGGCUUCAGUACUGCGCCGCUUAUUGCUCUCGGCUGCACGAUGAUGCGCAAGUGCCACCUCAACACCUGCCCUGUCGGUAUCGCCACACAGGACCCCGUACUGCGCAAGAAGUUCGCCGGCAAGCCCGAACAUGUUAUCAACUUCAUGUUCAUGCUGGCUGAGGAGGUCCGUCAACACAUGGCGGAUGUAGGCGUCAGGCGGUUCCAGGACCUGAUCGGUCGUACAGACUUACUGAAGGUCCGCGAGAAUAACGAAAACCCUAAGGCUAGGACGCUGAACCUCGGACUUAUACUGAAGAACGCGCUCCAUAUGAGGCCUGGAGUUAAUAUUAUUGGAGGGUCGAAGACUCAGGACUUCCAACUCGAGAAGCGUCUCGACAAUCAACUGAUUGAACAGUGCAGCGGCAUCUUAGACGGCUCUCAGCAACACGUGGACAUCAACAUGAGGAUCACUAAUGAAGACCGCGCCUUCACCUCCACGCUCUCCUACCAUAUCGCUAUGAAAUACGGCGACGACGGCUUACCAGACGGCAAGACCGUGAACAUAUCUCUGACGGGCUCGGCCGGACAGAGCUUCUGCGCGUUCCUCUCUAAAGGCAUCACCGUCACGCUAGAGGGCGAUGCUAACGACUAUGUCGGCAAGGGCUUGUCCGGUGGUAAGAUCAUCAUCUACCCGCCGAAGUCAUCACCCUUCGAGUCACAUCUCAACGUGAUCGUCGGAAAUGUCUGCUUAUACGGAGCUACCUCCGGACGCGCUUACUUUAGAGGCAUAGCGUCGGAGCGGUUCUGCGUGCGCAACAGCGGCUGCGUGGCCGUGGUGGAGGGCGUGGGCGACCACGGCUGCGAGUACAUGACGGCCGGCGUCGCGCUCGUGCUCGGGCUCGUCGGCAGGAACUUCGCGGCCGGCAUGAGCGGUGGUAUCGCGUACGUGUACGACAUCGACGGCUCGUUCUCGGGCAAGUGCAACCAGGAGAUGGUGGAGCUGUUACCUCUGGAGCUGCAGGACGACCUCGACUUCGUGCAGCAGCUGCUGCAGGAGUUCGUCGAGUACACUGGCUCAAUAAUCGCCGAAGAAUUCCUUAAAACUUGGCCUGAACCAGCUAAGAAGUUCGUCAAGGUGUUCCCGUAUGAGUACCAGCGCGCUCUGAAGACUAUGGCGGCCAAGCAGCCUUCUCAGGCCAAGGUUGAGAGCAACGGCAAGGAGAACGGUGUACUGGAUAUUGAGGAAACAGUCAGAGAUGUGGAACUGGAGACCAAGAACUUGGAGAAAAUUCUAGAUAAGACUAGGGGCUUCAUGAAGUACCCGCGCGAGAGCAUGGUGUACCGGCCGGCGGAGAAGCGCAUGCGCGACUGGGACGAGAUCUACAACAGCGCGGGCGUGCGGCGCGGGCUGCGCGCGCAGGCGGCGCGCUGCAUGGACUGCGGCGUGCCCUUCUGCCAGGCCGCGCACGGCUGCCCGCUCGGGAACAUCAUCCCCAAGUGGAACGACCUCAUCUACCGCGCCGACUGGCCGCAGGCGCUGCGCCAGCUGCUGCAGACCAACAACUUCCCCGAGUUCACGGGCCGCGUGUGUCCGGCCCCGUGCGAGGGCGCGUGUGUGUUGGGCAUCUCGGAGCCGCCCGUCACCAUCAAGAACAUCGAGUGCGCCAUCAUCGACCACGCCUUCGAGAGCGGCUGGAUACAGCCCAACAUUCCAACAAAUAGGAACGGAAAGACGGUAGCUAUCGUGGGCUCUGGUCCCGCCGGACUUGCCUGUGCCCAUCAGCUGAACAAGGCGGGCUACACAGUGACAGUAUUCGAGCGUAACGACCGCCCGGGCGGCCUGCUGCAGUACGGUAUCCCCACCAUGAAGCUCAGCAAGGAGGUGGUCGCGCGGCGCAUCAAGCUGCUCACCGCCGAGGGGAUCUCCUUCAAGUGCAACGUCGAUGUUGGCAGGGACAUCUCUGCUAGCGAUUUGGCUAACGAAUACAACGCGCUAGUCCUGUGCAUGGGCGCGACGUGGCCGCGCGACCUGCCGCUGGCGGGGCGGCAGCUGGGCGGCAUCCACUUCGCGAUGGAGUUCCUGCAGACGUGGCAGCAGAAGCAGGCCGGCGCCGGCACGCCGCGCGCCGCCGCCGCCGACCUCUCCGCCAAGGACAAGGACGUGCUCGUCAUCGGCGGCGGGGACACCGGGUGCGACUGCAUAGCUACAUCUCUCCGUCAAGGCGCGAAGAGCAUCACAACAUUCGAAAUCUUGCCAGAGCCUAAAAAGACUAGGGGACAAGACAACCCCUGGCCGCAGUGGCCGCGAGUGUUCAGGGUGGACUACGGUCACGAGGAAGUGAAAGUUAAGUUCGGCAGUGACCCCAGGAAGUUCUCCACACUCACCAAGGAGUUCUUGGAUGAUGGCGAAGGCAACGUCUGCGGCGUAUCAGCAGUAGAAGUAGAAUGGACUCGCGGCGCCGGCGGGCGCUGGGAGAUGAAGGAGGUGCCCGGGACUGACAAGGUGUACAAGGCGGACCUCGUGCUGCUGGCCAUGGGCUUCCUGGGCCCCGAGCGAUACGUGGCCAACCAGCUCGACCUGCCGCUGGACGCGCGCAGCAACGUCGAGACCGAUAAGACCAAUAUCUACAAGACCCCUGUCAACAAUGUAUUCGCUGCUGGAGAUUGUCGCCGCGGCCAAUCUCUAGUAGUAUGGGCAAUAUCAGAAGGUCGGCAGGCUGCCCGAGCGGUCGACAUCUUCCUCUCUGGCAAGUCGACCCUCCCGGGACCCGGCGGAGUCAUCUACGACCACUGAACACAUACGUAGAAAAAAUGGCGCCCAUGUAUUACUGCUACACACAAUGGGCUAUGAUGGUCGACAAACAACACAACCAGAGGAAACCCGGUUACAGUCUUAGCCGGUGUAAUGAACCUUAAAGUAAAGACAGUCAGUUCCGAUCAUGUCUCAUUGUGUAUAGUUAUAGGUUAGCACAAGUUUAUGUGACUAUUGAUACGUCGCUAUGUAUUCGCGUCCGAUUUUGUGACGAUUCCGCGGCUGUAGGAUUGAAAGCUUCACCAAAAAAUCAUUUUACAAAGAAGACAUCCAGGCCAAACCUGUGUACUAAUUCCUAAUGUUUUAAGCCUACAGUCGCUUCGAAUCACAUUCACAAUUAAAACAAAUUAUUACGUCUUAGAAUUAGAGCGAGAUUAGGGCCGUUGUAUAGACGCUUCGAUAGACCGGCUUAACAAAAUAGAUCUCUAUUUAUAUCAACACAAACUAUAAAUUACAAAAAACAAAGUUAUUUACAUAAAAUAAACAUUAUUUCUAAAGUUAUACCAUGUUUCAUGAAUCAACAAUGUACAGUCGUAUUUUUAAUUGAAUGUUAACAAUUUAAUAAUUUAUUUCUUAAUAUACACUUUGAAAUAUACGACAAUAAUGUUUAAGCUAUAUCUUCUCCAUUAAAAUGAAUACAAAAAAAAAGGAAAUAUAAAAAUUCACAUACAGUUUUUUUAGUAUCUUUGACAUGACCACAAUAAAUUAUAAUAGGGCAAGUUAAUGGUUCCCAUUAUCUGUAAUUUCUGUAUUAUGUUACGUGACGUAUAAAACAUGGUCGAAUACAAUGAGAUCUUAAUUUUACUUUAAGAUACUAUACAAUACAGUUUGAUAUAAUCGUUUUAUGUGUAAUCACAUUCCGUUUUUUAGACUUUUUGGUCGAUUUUACGUUUUAGAAAAGAUUUUCACUAAUUUAUCAUAUCCCGCGCCAAAUAUCAUUUCAAACAUCAUAACAGAGACGUUUGUUUUGAUGUUGACAUCUGAAGUUGACUGACGUCAAAUUCGAAAAUGACGUCACUAAUGGUACGUUCGUCGAUUGUUUUAAAAUUAUAAUUUAUUUAACGGAUAGUGAUCUCUCGUGUCAUAUAAAUAUCGAUACAUUGUUGGUUAUAUUUAUAUCUUUUUAAUAUUAAAUUGUUUAAGAUUGUAUGACGUGUAGUCAGUAUUUUUUGUAAAAUUUAUAUUAAUUAUAAAUAAUUUGUGAAAAACGUGAGAGUAACAUGUCCAUUUAAUCCUCUACCUACAAAAAAGUACUACACAAAGUUAAUUUAAAGGUUUCAAUUAACAAUUCAUAACAUCGUUUUUGUGUAGCUCUUACGUAUAUAAAUUAUUAUAUUAAUAAUAAUGUAUUCAUUGUUUUGUAAAUGUAUAAUAUGUUAUAAAAACUUAUAAAAAAAACAAUCAUUGUAAAAAACCUACAGCAUUUAUUUAUGAUAAUAGCUAUAUUUAACACUUAGAAAUCACUUUUGUUUGUCAGUGUACACAUCUCUCCAUUGGUAACGGGACAAUCAAGUCCAAAAUUGUUUGUAGCAAAAACCUCGCAUUCUUUAACUACUGUACUAUAAUACGAUGUAUUAUGAAAUAGGUACUAAACAAAUAGUUUUAUCAAGCACAGAUACAUUAUAAUAUGUUAAUUGUAAAAUAUAUUUAGUUCAAACUGUGAUGUAAGUUACAGUACUGAGAUUGAUUUUAACGAAAUUGCGAACGAAAUGUUUUUGUGAGAGGGAAGUUCCUACGUAAUCGUAUAAGUUUGUGUCUCUUCAGUGUCCAUGCGCUGUUAGUAAGACUUGUGUGUGAGCGAGAUGCCACUACACAUUGUGUGGUGCUCUGUCUCGCUUCCACACGAGUCUUAAAGGUGGACAGUUAAGUGACUGUAAUGAAGUAUGUUAUUAAAUUGUUUAAGUUUAUAACUAGUAGGGUCAUCUUAAAAAGACAAUGGUAUACUUCUAUUACGAAAACAAGUCUUUAUUUAUCACUAAGAUAGAAAUAUUUGUUUUUAUUUCAACAAUUAUAGUCAUAGAUCUUUAAAAAUAAACAUGAAUUUACGUGAUUUUCGUACCAAACAAUAGUUACAUUAUACUUCAAGUAUGCUUAUUAAACUGAAGAGACGGUUCUAUAUAUUUAUUUACACAUUGUAAAAACGUGUUAUUAGCAAUAAGUUAUAUAACAUUAAUUUAUGAGUUAACCAACAUAAUGUAUUUGUAGUAUACAAUCAAAAAUUCUCAUCAAGUCAUGUUAAGAUUCACAAAAAUAUAUAAAUUAUUAUUUCAAUGUUUGUUAAUUUGAUUUUAUUUGGAAUAAACAUUUUAUUUUA